Messenger RNA from Drosophila bipectinata, 776 nucleotides. RefSeq lists its product as uncharacterized. Gene Ontology annotation, biological process: mitochondrial respiratory chain complex I assembly. The record is from RefSeq and is a predicted model, not a curated record. Lineage: Eukaryota; Metazoa; Arthropoda; Insecta; Diptera; Drosophilidae. Gene Ontology annotation, cellular component: mitochondrion.
UUAGAGUUCAUACAUAGGUGACUAGUCCAGCUCUAGCGCAUUGAGAUCAACAAAUACUUUAAUAAAAUAAAAUGGCAUUGUCCCGCGCCAGGCCUGACGACUUACCCAAAGAUGCUGUUAUGAUAACAGAAGACCAGGCCCUAAAGUAUCAAUGGAAGAUCGUAACAUCUUGGGACAAAUUGGGCGACGUGUGGUCAUUGAGAUACACACCUGGUAUUCUAAGCGCAAUGGCGGCAGUGACUGGGGCCUACAUCAAUAACCACUAUCGCACUAAACUACGCCUGGGAGGUCACGGACGUCUGUCUAGCUACUUACCAAUUGUUGCCGUACCUGCCAUAUUUACCAUGUUGUCGCACAAGUUCUUCAUUCAGCGACCCAUUCUACUUAACCCUCUAGCCCAGUGCCCUGUUUGCAUCCAGGUUCGCAGUGCUGCCUUUCAGACCGGACUGGGAAUAGUCUAUCCCACAAUAUUGGCGCCGAUUGCCUCAUUUAUGUUCGCCACCCGAUGCUACACUUACCGGUUACCUUCAGUCACCGAAGCUCCACGCGAAGUGUUUAAUUUAUGGCGCAAACUUACACGACCAAUUGUGCCAGCAUUGGGGACCAUUAUUUGUCUUCAAGCAUUGCUGACAAUGUAUUUGACUGGCCAGGAGGACAAACAAAAUUUCAAAUUGAUGCUUCGGAUGAAAGAAAUUGAACACGAGCUGGAAACUAAUAACAUGCCUCAGCGAAUAGACUUUUAACUUUUGUACCUUGUUGAUUUAUUUGAAUAAGAA